AUGGUCUCAAACAAAAUUUACACAGUUCCACAACGAGGCUCGCCUAUCGGAGUAUCUGCCCUCAUUGUAGGAGCUGGUAUUGCGGGCCUAUAUGCCGCGCUUGAAUUAUGGCGUCAGGGCAUCGAUGUCCAAAUUAUCGAACGAGCCCCAGCUCGACUUACCACAGGUUUUGAGCCAACUCUUUGGCUAGGGGAUGGCUUUACUAUCGCUCAUCAAGUCAUUCGUUCGUUUCGCAACUGGCCUUACUUGGCCGAGAAAAAUAAAGAAAUUGCCUUUCAUCCAUGGGUUGCAUGGUUCAACCUCAAAGGUGAACAACUUACUGAGCCUAGGAGCAUUGAAGACAACGCGGCGAGCCAAAGCCAGAGAGAUGACAAAGAAGGAGACUCAUCCCAAGGAUUAUACCGCCAUAGUCGACCUAAGUUUCAUCUCAUGCUUGAGAAACAACUAGAAGAGACUGGCUUAAAAGUACAGUACGGAAAGCGAGUCACCAGGUAUUUUGACGGUGAACCGGAAGGCAACAAACGCCCAGGCGUUGAAUUGGACAGCGGAGAAGUAUCAGAAGCCGAUUUAGUCAUUGCUGCGGACGGAAUUGGCAGUCAUUCCACAAAAGCCACCCUGGGAUACGAAGCGAGAGCACGUUCCACGGGCUUCGCCAUAUACAGAGCCACAAUUCCGGUGGAAUUUGUUCGCUCCGAUUCAGAGCUCAUGGAGAAGUUCGAUCUCCUCCCCAAUGGUCAUGGGUUAGUGCAGCUAUGGUUUGGAAAAACCACACAGGCAACAUGGGAAGCGAACGAGUCAUGGACAAAGCAUGUUUCACCGCAGCAGGUAAUUGACGACACUACGUCGAAAAUUGAGGGCUGGCCAGACUAUGUGAAUCGCCUGAUAUCCUUGACCCCCGAUGACAGGCUCAUUGACUUUGAGCUUGUCUGGCGCGAUCCGCAGCCCGUAUGGACGUCCCCGAGCGGACGAAUUGUCCAGAUUGGAGAUGCGGCCCAUACAUUUUUCCCUGCAUCUGGCAAUGGAGCAAACCAGGGCUUGGAAGAUGCCAUAUCGCUUGCCAAGUGUUUGAGAAUUGCAGGAAAGGAGCAUGUCGCAGAAGCGACCAAGGUGCACAACAAGCUUAGAUUUGAACGUGUAUCAUGCCUCCAAAAGAUCGGCAUUUGCAGCCAAGCAAGUCAAUACGGACAGGAAGGGAACAAAAGUGCCUCAUCUGUUCCAAAAUACGUACGAGCAUUGAUGGCAUCAUGGAUUUGGAAGCAAGAUCCAGAGGCCUAUGCUGCAGAAAAGUAUCACGAGGCCCUAUCUGCAUUAAGGGAUGGUGUCCCCUUUCGAAACACCAAUAUCCCAGAAAGCCAUACGUACCAGCCGUGGACUUUCGAAGAUAUUUUGAACGAGUUCAAAGCCAAGGGCGAUUACGAACUUGGUGAUGAUGGUUGGUGGAAUUGA
Molecule: messenger RNA, 1446 nt
Organism: Talaromyces atroroseus
Lineage: Eukaryota; Fungi; Ascomycota; Eurotiomycetes; Eurotiales; Trichocomaceae
Exons: 4
Coding region: 1-1446 (481 amino acids)
Biological process (GO): secondary metabolite biosynthetic process
Molecular function (GO): monooxygenase activity; FAD binding
Source: RefSeq, a predicted model, not a curated record